AUAUACAUGAGAUGUACCCAAACAAAUUUGUACAGCUGGAUGAAAACCGAUUCCGAAUAUUCAACACCCUUUAUGAACUGCCAAUCAUGUACGUGCUGGCUUGUGUGGUGGACCUGUUUAGCCACGAUCCAGCCUACACUAGGAAGUCAACAGGAAUUCAGUCUGGUGACUUGACGAUGACAUAUUCAUCUAUAUACCAGGAUGUUAUAGUGGCUACUGAUAUUGUUCAUUGCAAAGGGGGUUCUUUGAAGAAAGAAACAAUGUUAAAUAAGGAGAAGUAUGUGAUCAAAGACAAUAGACUGCCACAUCUUCUGGACAAAAUGCGGAAACACGGCUCAAAAGUAUUCCUAGCAACGAACAGCGAUUACGUCUACACAAAUACAAUCAUGGAGUACUUGAUGGACUUUCCAGUAAAGUCUGGUGCUACAAAGCGUGACUGGGUCUCGUACUUUGACUACGUGGUCUGUGAUGCCAAGAAGCCUUUGUUCUUCAGUAACGGGACACUGCUUCGACAGGUGGACAGGGCAACAGGAGCAUUGAAGCUGGGCACUCACACUGGGGAAAUCAGAUCUGGACAUAUCUACUCAGGAGGGUCCGUUGAGGUGUUCUCAGAAAUCAUGGGCUCCUAUGACAAGGAGGUGUUAUACAUCGGAGACCACAUUUUCGGCGACAUUCUCAAGUCGAAGAAGCUGAAAGGUUGGCGAACAUUUCUCGUGGUUCCCGAGCUGGCCCAGGAGUUGUCAGUCUGGACCGAGAAAAAGGAUCUGUACUCACAAUUGGAGGAGUUGGAUUUUCAAAUUGGAGAACUUUACAGGAACCUAGACAUGUCGUGUGAACAGGGUCCGGAUAUCAGCCAGAUCCAAGCCAAUAUCAAGAAUGUCACCCACGUGAUGGACAUGUCGUAUGGCAUCCUGGGAAGUCUGUUCAGGAGUGGCAGUUCUUUUGUGGACCCCGACAUUGAUACCUAUGGAUCACGGCAGACGUUUUUUGCGUCCCAAGUGAUGCGCUACGCUGACCUGUAUGCAGCAUCAUUCCUUAACCUCUUACACUACCCGUUUUCCUAUGUGUUCAGAGCUCCUGCAAUGCUGAUGCCGCAUGAGUCUACUGUUGGCCAUGAGGAUGUUUUGCCUCCCCACCACGAGAUUAUUGCCUCUCGCUCGCGUCUCAACAACGAGGAUGGAACCCCACUCCUGUCUCCUACUGUCACACCAAAACGCUUUCCCCUGGAACGAGCUGAAACUCUGGGGGAUAAUGUGCGCAGGUUUGCAGACACACCCCGACAGUUCACUCAAAUCCAAGACGAAGAAGGGGACAGUGACAAUUCUAAGGAUAGCGAUAAGGAGCUCACACCACCUAAUGAGGAUGAAGAAGUUGCAGGUGAAGUGAAUGGAGAGGUGGUGAAUACAGCUUAGAGGCUGCAGGUGCUGUACAGAUGCAGGUGUGUUAGCAGAUGCCCACAGAUUACAGGUGUCAUGUGCACAAACACAAAGCUGUCACGUUUAUAAGAUGAAAGACUGUUGAAGACUUUUGGUAUCGGAAUUAAAGGCUGCUUACUCAUGUAUUCAUGGUUAUUCGUAUUUGGUGAAGGGAUGAAAAAAGUUGCCGACUUAUUGUCUUUCAUACAUUCGGUUGUUUUAAUAAGUACAUGAACAUUGACAUCACUUAAAGAGUAAAAAGGUUUGUUAGUUGAUUCUCAUAUUUGGAUGGUAAUUUUGCUGCUUGUUUAUGCAUUUCAUUGAUGACCAGAGAGUAUUUUGUUUCUGCUGAUACCAUGUACAGCUGUAUAUAAUUCUAUUUAUAGAAAAAAAUAUAUGUUUCAAUGUUGGAAUAGUACCAUCACAUGUAGUAAAGAUUUUUGCUUUGUUUAUGUUCCAAUAUAUGGUUAUUUGAUGGAAUUGACUUUAAGUUUUGACUUAAGUUUGAUCUGACUAAAUGAUGUGAGUUUAGUUGUUUGCUUAGAUUGACUUAAUUAUAGGACUUAAGUUGUUUGCUUUAAUUCACUUAAAUGUUGGACUUAAGUUGUUUGCUUUUAUUCACUUAAAGGUGGGACUUCAGUUGUUUGCUUUUAUUCACUUAAAGGUGAGACUUAAGUUGUUUGCUUUAAUUCACUUAAAGGUGGGACUUAAGUUAUUUGGUUUUAUUCACUUAAUGAUAGGACUUAAGUUGUUUGCUUUAAUUCACUUAAAGAUGGGACUUAAGUUGUUUGCUUUUAUUCACUUAAAGAUGGGACUUAAGUUGUUCACUUAAAUAUGGGACUUAAGUUGUUUGCUUUAAUUCACUUAAAUAUGGGACUUAAGUUGUUUGCUUUAAUUCACUUAAAGGUGGGACUUAAGUUAUUUGGUUUUAUUCACUUAAUGAUAGGACUUAAGUUGUUUGCUUUAAUUCACUUAAAGAUGGGACUUAAGUUGUUUGCUUUUAUUCACUUAAAGAUGGGACUUAAGUUGUUCACUUAAAUAUGGGACUUAAGUUGUUUGCUUUAAUUCACUUAAAUAUGGGACUUAAGUUGUUUGCUUUAAUUCACUUAAAGAUGGGACUUAAGUUGUUUGCUUAAAUUCACUUAAAGAUGGGACUUAAGUUGUUCACUUAAAUAUGGGAAUUAAGUUGUUUGCUUUAAUUCGCUUAAAUAUGGGACUUAAGUUGUUUGCUUUAAUUCACUUAAUGAUGGGACUUAAGUUGUUUGCUUAAAUUCACUUAAAAGUGGGACUUAAGUUGUUUGCUCAGACAACUAGAUAGGUAUGCACAAAACACUGUGCGCAUAACUGUUAUUGUUGACCACUGCCAAAGAACAAAGAACCAACCAUGAACCCUGAGAUCACUCAUGUAUACAUGUUUAUUCCACAAAUAUACCUUGAUAUUAUUGAAGUCAAAAAUAUAUUUACAUAUUUUUGUCUCUUGUCUCCAUGGUAACAAAUCUUGUCUCCACGGUAACAAAUCUUGUCUCCACGGUAACAAAUCUCAUCUUAAGUUAAAUAUCAAAUGAUAAUAACGAACGACUGCUUUUUUAAAUCAAUAGUAUUGUGUAGUUAUAAUAUCUUUUCUGACAAAAAUAGUUGUAUUUAUCAGUUCAAACAUAGUAUAAUUGAUUUGCCAGCAGAAACACUGAUACUAUGUUUUAAAAAAAUUACUUUGUUUAAGUUUGGACGUAAAGUCAUGAUAUUAGGAUAUUUUGUUGUACGUAUGUUGAUAAGAAUGAUGACCUUAAUGAUAUUUCACACUGUCUGGAAUCACAUAAAUGCCACACUUGUGUUUGAUGGAUAAAUUGUUCUCGAUAGAUGUUUUCAAAUCUGUAAAUUAGUUUCAUAGUUUUCAAUGAUUGGAAACGUAUCAUCGUCAAUAGUCAUUGAAAUAAGAGUUCUAUACAUAUCACGAGAGAGAUAAAGAAAGUAGCAUUACUGAUAAAGUUAUUGUUUGAUUAGUGCAAUUUUCUUUACAUCAGCUUUAUCACUUAGGAAUUCAUUUUUAAAAGAUUGACAAGAUCGCUGGAAAUGCCAGAGUGAUUAAAAAAAACUGACAUAAAAAAGAAUCAUAGUUUUUAUUUCCUUUUCUCUCAUAAUUUGAGUGUGUAACCGGGAUAUUUGCUGACUAAUUGUGGAUACAAAUAUGGACAUAUGUCAACAAUAAAACAUACGAGACACUUAAGUAUUUACAAUUGCGUAGCUUCCGCUGACAAGCGGAAAGGCCUGGCCUUGCACACAAUUUUGUUUUUUCUUUUUUUCCUGUACAGAAAAGAACAAAAAUUACCCACAAAUCAGAACCUUUUGUAAAUUCUCUCUGUAAAUUUUCCCCUGACCCUUGUAGUUUUGUGCCUACACAUCAAAAAUGGUCCACCUACGGCCAUAACCGAAUUACUUUACAUGUUCACAUGUUACAUUUAUUACAUAAAAACAUUUUGGGACAUUGAUGGUGUUUGAUAUUGAGGGAAUUUGUUACUGACUGAAGUUAUUUGUUAUGUGUAUUCAUUAUAUUUUUACAGCAUAUUUGUUGAAAAAUGUUCUUGAUUACUUAUUAUUCAUUUUAAACUGAGAACCUGUGGCUUAUAGCUAGUUUCAUUUCAUGCAUUUAAUUUUUAGAAAUUUUGCAUGUUUUUCAUAGAUCUAGUGCAAUUCAUUUUAUUAAGUUGCUAAAUCUUAUAAACUCUAGGUAUUGUUAUGGCAUCGGUGUUGUUGGCGCAGUGUCUGUGUCAUCUUAGUGCAAAUACAUAAACCUCGGCUAUAUGUAAAAUACCAUUCAAACUAUUUAAAUGAAACUUGGUAUACAUGUUUCCAGAGACAAUACGCACAUUUGUAUCAAGGCCCAUAACUCUGGCUUUAUCAAUGGUUGAGUUAUGCCCCUCUUUAGAGUGAAAAAUAUCAACAGACUAGUGUUUAACUCCAUGAUUCUCUUGAUUUUUAUUCAGGUAUUUUUUUUAAAAAAUUAAUCUUGCCUGUUGCUGGUAACUGUCUCUACUCUGAAAUGCAAGUACAUAUAUUAAUUUAUUAUGUCAUGUCCAGAGGAAACAUUAUUAUAAACCUCAAACAAGCAAUAUUUUGUAUUUCAUUUAGAUCUUAUUACAGUAUAAUUGUGAAUAAAUUGUUUUAUCCACUUUUUGUUACAUACAGGUUAUGUUUUGUAGUAGUGAUUUUAAAUGUGUCCAUUAAUUCCAAUAUAAAAAUUUCACUAUGUUUAUCAUUCCGGUGAACCUUUUCAGCUAAAAUCAUAAAUAAUAGUCAUAUAGCUGUAAUCGACUCACAAAAACCCUUUAAUCCAAAUCAUUUUAUAGCAUCUUUUGUUGUAAUAAUUUUUUGUUAUGAAAUUCAAGCAGUAAGGAGGUGAAAACCCCAUAAAAAAAAUAAAAAAAAAUUAUCUUAGUAUAACUGCGCACACUUAAAAAUGUUUGUAAUUGAAUGUUAAACAAGCUGUUGAUUAAUUAUUGCCAGAUUUAAAAUGUCAUGAAGCCUAUGUUGAUUUUACAAAACAUGACUUAGGUGCCAUUGUUCAGACUGAUUUACCUUGAUAACACUAACUACUCACUGUACGGUGUGUUCAUAAAAAAAUGUAUGUAUUAUUUUGUUGUCGAAAGCCUAUUUUAUCUAUUCUAUGUUUUAUUGAGGACUCUUAUGUAUUAUCUAUUCAACCAGAUGUCUACAAAAGACACAAUCCCGUCAUAACUUUUGUUCUUUUAUCUGUUUUCUUUUUCAUAUAUGUUUUAUAUAUGUUCAAUUUGUUUAGAAUAUAGGUCGCUGUAUUGAUAAAAAAUUAUAUGUGUGUUUAUAACAUUACUGUCAACUUUGAAGGGAUUUAUACUGGUAGAGUGAUUAAUAGCAUUAUUUUUUUUUUGAUUUUCUGUAUUAUUUGAUAGUUUUUAUCAGUUUAUUUUUUAUUUGGAUUGUUUUAUCACUAUAUUUUAUCAACAAUUGUGUUCCAGCAAAACUGCACAUUUGUCUUAUUUCAUUUCUAUAUACCCUCAUAUAAUUUGUUGUAAUUUUCCCUGUAUAUUUAUGAUAAAUAUUGAAUAAAUGGUUUUACAAGAGAUAUUAGAAAAUGGAGUUAAAGACAAAACAUCUUUUCCCGAAAGUGAAGAGUUUCUUUUCUUUUCAUUGUAAAUAAUAGGCUAUUUUACUUUAUUUUCUUAAUAUUUAUUUUUUCUUUCUUAUGAUUUUUAAAAGACAAAAAAUUCAGAUAUAGCGAUAGCUUUGGUGUUGACAUAGUAAAACCUAAACAUAAUUUACCUACUUUAUUACCUAGGAACAUAUCUAAGAAACUGUUUGAGAUAAUCAAACUUGGUACAUACGAUGCAAGAGACAAUGUACAACAAGGCCCAUAACUCUGGAUUUGAUCAUUGCUAGCUUAUACCAAGUUUUGGUAAGCAUUGGUUGUCGCUUCGCAGCCCUAUGUUAAUGUGCUUCAGUCAGUAUAAUUGUAAAGUCAGUUCCAUUAGCAUACAUGCCAUAUUUCUGAGAGGCUUCCCAGGGGAUUUCGGUCUGAAUUCCAGGGAAUUUUGAUAUUACACCAGGGGAUUUUUAUGCGGCGAAAAUUUGCGCAAUAUCUGCAUUUAUAAUUUAACAAUAAAAACAGAAAUACACUCAAUUUACAAUAAUUUUUGGACUAAGUCAUCAUGGUCCUUCAUGGAAUUUCACACUCAUAAUAUUAUUGAUGCUUUCCACUGUCAACCAUAAGCAAGUUUUUUUUGUUUUUUUAAAUUCCAGGGGAUAUGGAUCCCCCGGCGGGGGACCAGGGGAUAGGUCGAAAUUCCGGGGGAUUUUUCCCCCCGCCGGGGGGAUAUGGUAUGUAUGCAUUAGCCUAACUUUGGAUAGAUACUUUAAUAAGAUCAUUAAGGGAUAUGUAAUAUAAAUAGUGUAGUCAUAUAAUUUAGACUUAUGUUAUUUAAGCACUUUAGUCAGAUAAUUUCACAUUAGGCAAUAUAAAUAGUUUAGUCAGACCAUUUAGCGUUACGUUAUAUAGAUUCUUUAGUCAGAUUAAUCAGUGAGUUGCAAUAUUCAAUACCAAAGAAAGUUCUCCAUUUGGCAUUAUAACAUUUGAUUUUUUUCAUUUUUUGUCAUCAUUUUAAUUUUGUAACACAACUCAACAAAGAGGUUUGGUUCCUUUGUCAUGACACAUACUUGUCAGAGAAUUCCAUGUUUGUCUCGGCUUUUGUUAACGUGUACAGUAACACAUUUUAGCUGGAGUGUAUUAACAUUAUUGAACAUGUAUUUUCUCCAUUUUGCGGAUAUGAAUGCAGUUGGGCUGGUCAAAGUAUGGAGUCGGACUCCACACAAUUUAACCAGUCCAACUGUGCUCAUACCCCAAAAAUGACAUCAAUCACACAAUUUAUUCCUUAAAUGGUUCGAUUUUUUAUAAUUUGAAUAUUUUUCAUGUCAACUAGGAUAACUUGUAGAACAGUUCAACCAUUGAAGAGAGUUUGUUAUUAAAACACAGGGUCCCAUUUCGAUAAGAUAUCUAAGUCAUAAAGUUAACGCUGCCUAAGGAUGCUAAGGAAAACUGUAAAGUUACAGGCAAAAUCUAUGGGAUAAAAAUUCUAAUGUUCUUUUGAUAUUUUUUGGGGUUUCGAGGUUUCGCAUGGAAAUUAACAAUCUGAAGCUGUACAAUUAACAUUCUGAAGCUGUACAAUCUUGAGAGAAACUGGGCCCUGGACCCCUGAAUCUCUAGAAUAAUCAUUAAUACCUCUAAUAAAGGAUCAAGGUAUUAUCACUAUUUUUUAUUUUGGUAUGAAUAGUUAAAGAAGUUCUGUGACUUUAAAGGAAAAUGUUGAAAAUGAAUCAUGAUACAGCUGUGUUAAAAUAUGAUAGCUCUUCUGAAGCCAUCAUGCUUCAUAUAUUUUGUGAAAUUAGUGUCAACAUUUUGCUUGCAAGGUAAACAUACAGUAUACAUACAUGAAGGUUUAAAUGCUGCUAAUAUUGGAUUUUUUUAAUUAGGGACCUCUUUUAUGAAUGAUUGUUUUUCAAAUAGGUAUUUCCUAGUAGAAACAUGAUUUAUUUUAAAUAUAUUGGUCAUAUUAGAAACAGCUAAUUUGAAUUCCCUAAUACAUGGCUAUACUUUAAAUUUGGGUUUAUAUCUUAAAGGUGCACAAAUUAGGUUGAUGCAAAAAAAUGUUUUUCAAUUUAAAUGCAUUAUCGUCGUUAUCUCAAUUGACUUAAAUGGUUAAAACAAAACAAAAAGCGUAAGAUUUAGGUACCGAUAAAAGAUAUUAGUAAAAUAGGUUGAUUAAAAACUUUAGACAAAAAAAAAAAUCAUUUUACAGCAAGAAAAUUAAUUAAGUACAACUCAUUGUUCUUUGACCAAUCACCCAAGUAUGUUUUUGCUUUAGAAUUUGUUUUAAGUACAAUUUUUUUUUUUUAUGAACACAUUUUAUGAGAAGACAUUUUUAAAACAGUAAUCACAUAAACAAUUUUAAAUAACUUUUGAUGUUAUAUGGAAAAUCCGUUUAGAUUGAGAUUUUUUGAACACUGUCAAAGAUCUGCUUAUUUAUAAACGUUUUAAUUGAAUUUGUGAAGUAUUAAGAUAGUGUUGUGCAUGUGUACAAGUGUUUUCAUUGUAAAAAGUAUCAUUGCUAUGUGAUAUCUCUUAUUGUGUAUCUACAUAAUGGUGUAUUUAUUUUUACUGGAAUAAUGUAUUCUUACACUGUAAUAUACUUUAAUAAAUUGUAACAAUGA
Mya arenaria is the source of this 8150-nucleotide messenger RNA. Its product is annotated as cytosolic purine 5'-nucleotidase-like. NCBI's taxonomy places the organism in Eukaryota, Metazoa, Mollusca, Bivalvia, Myida, Myidae. The record is from RefSeq and is a predicted model, not a curated record. The coding region runs from base 12 to 1412 and encodes 466 amino acids. Gene Ontology annotation, molecular function: 5'-nucleotidase activity. The transcript is spliced from 15 exons.